GGUGUGUGCGUGCAGCUCCCAGCGCGGCCGCGCGUGUCCACUGACCUCAUUCAUUUGAUUGCAUCUGCAGUGGAGCCGCUGAAGCAUCGGCCUGCCACGUGUGUGGAUUUCUCCGGAACAAAAGCCACAAUGGACGUUCAAAAAUGGUAUUUGAGAACUUCAAAACUGGCUCUGGCCUUGGCAAUUAUCCACUCAAAACCAGCAGACAGAAGCAGCAGAGAAUACACAGAACACCUUGCAGUGUUGGUGUCUGGGCAGGAGUCAAAGUGGAGAUCAAAAGUCGAAGCCUUGGAAGCUGAAGUUCUGCAAUUACGUCAGAAACUUCUUCUGAGCAGAAUUUGUUCAGGAUCAUUUAAGAGUGGAAACCUGUCUUCCCAGUUGCAGGCUCAGGAACCUGGAAGUUUUGAAAAUACAUUAACUCCAAUGGAAGAUUCUGGGUGUGUUUUAUCAAAUGAGCAGACAACUGAGUCUUUAGAGCUUCCCCAGCAUUUAGUGGAGAGCUGUACCCCCAUGCCCUUUCCACCAUUGCCUCUCAUAAAAAGAACCUGUGCUACCCUGGAAAAUCCUUUAUCUUCUCACAUGCAAUUUUUGCAACAUCUCCUUGAACUGAAGAACUUGACAGAAUCAGGUAGUUUGAAAACGGAGUUAACUUAUUUUGAAAAAGACUUUUCCAUAGUCUCUGAUUCUGUUUUUCAGUUGCUUGAUGGCCUGAUCACUUUUUACCGUAACCCUAAACUUCCUUUUUCAAGCUUUUGGACAGAAGCUAUUGAUACUUUAGCUAGACUGAUCAGUGAUUAUAACUUAUCUAAUCAUAUUCUUAAAAAGUGUUCCAAGAAGUUGGAAGAAUUUGAGAAAACUCUGCUUCAGGUUAUUUUAGGGAACAACAAUAUAAAUCGGUUUCAGGUGCAGCAUUAUGUUUCUCGUAAUCUCGUAACCCUAGGACAUUGCAGCUUGUUGAGAAAAUCUAUUAUACCCCUGCUUCUAUCAGAAGUAAAUAGCUUUGCUGUUGAUCUGGGAGCUGUCAAUCAGGAGCCGGCCAGUUAUGAUGUGACACGCUACGAAAAUAUUUUCUUCCUGUUCUGGGUUCUGGAACAGCUUCUUCAAAAGGAAACCGAAGAAGGCAACACUAAAAGUAUAGGGUAUGAUGACCCAGAAAUCAAGAAAUUUCUUCAGAGGCAUGAUGAAACUAUUUUCCAACUUUCUGAUGCAUUUCCUUUAUUUACUUUUUAUUUAUGGAGACUAGGCAUUCUCUUGAACUCAGCAGAGAUAGAAACUGUUAAAAAUAAUUCAAUUCCUUAGCAAUUUGCCAAAUAUGGAAGCAUACAAGAUCUUGUGCUUAUAAGGCUUUCAAGAAUAUUUUAAAUGAUCAUUUUUAAAUUGAUCUCUAAUCAUUAAUUCAAUUUUUAGUCUUAAAUUGUACAUAAAAUAUUGGGUCACAUUUCUAUAUUAAAAAUCAGCCAGUUUCAGUUGAUAAUGCCCUUCUAUUCAUACUAUGUAAUAGACCACUGAUUUUCUCAGAAAAGAUAUUUAAAUUGUGAAAGAUUUCCAUGGGAUAGAUGCUAGGUGAAAUCUUAAAGUUUUGUUGUUUUAUCAACACAAAAGUGUUAAAAAUAAGUGGUUAUAAAUACAGUUUUUAAAACUUUUUGGUUAACAAAGUUGUACUUACAUCAUUGUAAUUUUAGAGGGAACUCAUAAAAGAAGAAAAGUUUUUUAACAUUUGGAAAUUAAUGGCCUUUAAUUUCAUAUAAUGAAUAUGAUUGUCAAGUCCUUUUAAACGUACUAAUUAGUUAUUUAAUAUGGUCUGUGUUUUUUUCCAACAAGUUUUCCUUUUGAUUCUAUUGAUUAAAUAUGUUAUAGUAGUCCUAUGAUUGUUAAAAUGCAGUUAAAUCAUAAGUCAUUAGGGAUACUUUUAUAAAUUCUAGUAUCCAUCCAGGAAUAUACUCUAUAGUUAAUAAAAGUAUUGAUUUAAUUUUCUGGUUACACAAUUUCAUAGACUUAAUUUCAAUUAUUAAAAUAAUAACCAACAAGCUUAAAGAGUACACAUUAUGUACUUUCCUAUAGUGCACACACCAAAUGCAAAUUUGCUUUAUUAUCUGUGAUACUGUUUCACAAGUUAAUUAGCAUUCCUAAAUGCCAUUGAAAUUUUUUUAAAAGCUUGCUGUUUCUCUUUAAAAUGUACAUAAAAUCAU
Microcebus murinus (gray mouse lemur) is the source of this 2189-nucleotide messenger RNA. RefSeq names its product meiotic double-stranded break formation protein 4 (gene MEI4). Gene Ontology annotation, biological process: homologous chromosome pairing at meiosis; DNA recombination; spermatogenesis. NCBI's taxonomy places the organism in Eukaryota, Metazoa, Chordata, Mammalia, Primates, Cheirogaleidae. Gene Ontology annotation, cellular component: lateral element. The record is from RefSeq and is a predicted model, not a curated record.